Molecule: messenger RNA, 1210 nt
Organism: Glycine soja
Lineage: Eukaryota; Viridiplantae; Streptophyta; Magnoliopsida; Fabales; Fabaceae
Product: protein GID8 homolog
Exons: 7
Coding region: 251-979 (242 amino acids)
Biological process (GO): proteasome-mediated ubiquitin-dependent protein catabolic process
Cellular component (GO): nucleus; cytoplasm
Molecular function (GO): protein binding
Source: RefSeq, a predicted model, not a curated record
GCAAAUAACUGUAUAUCACGUUGAAACACGAGUCUUGAACAAACUUCGAAGAAAGGGAUCGCCGGCGGCACCCUCCGAAGACGGAGAUACACCCACUCACUCACCACCACUUUUCCAGAAAAUAACCACCGCCUACAAUUUCUCGGAAUUUAUUUUGCGUUUUGGUGCCUUUGUUGUUCGGAUUUUCAGGUGAGGGAGCUCGUGUCGUGUGUCGUUUAGGGUUAAAAAUGGGGUUUAAGUGGGUGCACUGAUGUCAUUGUUGUGGCUUGUGAUUCGUCAACUUGCAGAAAUCGAGGCAAUGGCUGCAUCUAAGAAACUGAUAACAAGAGAAGAGUGGGAGAAGAAGCUUAGUGAUGUGAAGAUUAGAAAAGAAGACAUGAAUAAGUUGGUAAUGAAUUUCCUCGUCACUGAAGGCUAUGUUGAAGCUGCUGAGAAAUUCCGAAUGGAGUCUGGAACUGAGCCAGACAUAGAUCUUGCAACAAUAACAGAUCGCAUGGCUGUUAAAAAGGCAGUACAAAGUGGUAACGUUGAAGAUGCAAUUGAAAAAGUGAAUGACUUAAAUCCAGAGAUACUGGACACAAAUCCCCAAUUAUUUUUCCAUCUUCAACAGCAACGAUUGAUAGAACUCAUCCGGAAUGGAAAAGUAGAAGAAGCGCUAGAGUUUGCCCAAGAGGAGCUUGCACCAAGGGGAGAGGAAAAUCAAAGCUUUUUGGAAGAGUUGGAGAGGACUGUUGCACUUCUUGCCUUUGAAGAUGUUUCUAACUGUCCUGUUGGAGAGCUGCUUGACAUAUCACAGCGCUUAAAGACAGCAAGUGAGGUGAAUGCAGCUAUACUUACUAGCCAGAGCCAUGAAAAAGACCCAAAACUUCCAAGCUUGUUGAAGAUGCUGCUAUGCGCCCAAAACCAGCUGGAUGAGAAAGCUGCUUAUCCUCGUGUAAAUGAUUUAUCCACCGCUACGUUAGAAGAUCCUGCUGUUUGAAUACUUGUAACGUUUUAAUUUCAGUUUGGGGAUCUAAGGUGAUAGAUGAAGAUAUUGCAGUCAUUGGCAUUAAAAAUUGUGUAUGUACUUUAAUCGAAAGAUAUUUGUUGAAAUUGAUAUCCAUUUCCUAGUAGAUAGCUCUUCCGUUGGUUUUAUACUCUUGUACAAAGAGAUUUGUGAAUACAGUCACCAAUUCUUUUCUUGGACCGAUUGUUAAGGUAUUCUGUUGCA